AUGGCGCCGGCUGCAACGCUAUUUACCACAUUUAUAUCCAUAAUACUGUCAGUAACCGCACAGGAUUACUACCACACACCCCGCAUUGGUUCUAAACAACUAGCUUCAUGUUACAAUAGUGAAGGAGUGCCACAAAGAUGCAUACCGGAGUUCGAGAAUGCGGCCUUCAUGGUCCAAAUGGAAGCGACGAACACCUGUGGUGACAAUGGCAUGAAAGUCUAUUGUAUACAGACUUCCUACGGCACAUCUACCAGGUCGUGUGACAGCUGCCAACCAGGACAGUUCUCCAGCUACUACCUGACAGAUCUUCAUUAUGAGCAGGACAACCAGACGUGGUGGCAGUCGGAAACCAUGAAGGAAGGGAUCCAGUAUCCUAACCAGGUCAACUUGACACUGCAUUUGGGCAAGGCCUACGACAUCACCUACGUGAGGAUUGUGUUCUACUCGCCCAGACCUCAGAGUUUCGCUAUCUAUAAGAAGACCUCUGAAGAAAGGGUUUGGGAGCCCUUCCAGUACUUCAGUGCCUCCUGCCGCGAGACUUACGGAGUUCAAGAACAGAGGGCUGCAGAGUUAGGAGCAGAAACCCGUGCCCUCUGCACCAGCGAGUACUCCGACAUCUCACCACUUUCUGGUGGAAACGUCCUCUUCUCCACUCUUGAAGGUCGACCCUCAGCGUUCACUUUUGACAACAGUCCUGAGUUGCAGGAAUGGGUAACUGCCACCGAUCUUCGAAUUUCCCUGGACCGUCUGAACACCUUCGGAGACGAGAUCUUUGGAGACGUCCAAGUGUUGCAGUCGUAUUGGUACGCCAUCGCUGACGUGGCUGUGGGUGCAAGGUGCAAGUGCAAUGGUCACGCUUCCGUCUGCGAAACCCAAGAACUGCCUGAUGGUACCAGAACUAGAGCCUGCAGAUGUGAGCACAACACAGCUGGUCGUGAAUGUGAAAGAUGCUUGGACUUCUACAACGAUGCUCCUUGGGGCAGAGCUUCACCGACCAACGUGCACGAGUGCAAGGCUUGUAACUGCAAUGGGUUCUCCAACAAAUGUGAGUUCGACAAGGACUUAUAUGAGCGCACAGGACACGGUGGUCGGUGUAUCGACUGCGCGGAGAACAGGGAUGGAGCUAACUGCGAGAGGUGCAAGGAGAAUUUCUUCCAAGGAUCUGGAGACAUUUGCUUACCCUGCAACUGUAAUCCUACUGGAUCUCGCAGCCUCCAAUGUAACGCGGAAGGCAAGUGCCAAUGUAAGCCUGGAGUGACAGGAGACAAAUGUGACGUCUGCGCUCCCAACCACUACGAGUUCACCAACCAGGGCUGCAAACCCUGUGGAUGUAAUGAGUCUGGUUCUUACGCCAACACGCCACAGUGUGAUCCUCAAACUGGCGUGUGUCUGUGCAAGCAGAACGUAGAAGGAAGGCGUUGCAGAGAGUGUAAACCAGGUUUCUUCAACUUGGACAUCAGCAACGACUUCGGGUGCACUCCGUGCUUCUGUUUCGGACACUCUUCGCAGUGCAGCUCGGCCCCGAAGUACCAAGCUCACGAGACUAGCGCACAUUUCAUCAGAGACGCGGAGAAAUGGAUGGCUGAAGAUGAACAAGAAAGAUCUGCGAAGCUUCAGUUUAAUGCCAAUACACAGAAUAUUGCCGUUUCAUCACAAUCUUCUGAAACCCUUUACUUCAUCGCUUCAAGUCAGUUCCUGGGUGAUCAAAGACCUUCAUACAAUCACGACUUGAAGUUCUCAUUGCGUCUUGGAGAAGUGAGAGGCUAUCCAUCAGCUACUGACAUUAUCCUGGAAGGUCCACGAUCGUCCGUGUCUGUCAAUAUUUAUGCGCAGAACAAUCCGGAACCUACCAAUCAGGCUCAAGAAUACACCUUCAGGCUCCACGAAGACCCUCGCUACGGCUGGUCUCCAACCCUCUCAAACUUCGAGUUCAUGUCUCUUCUCCAAAAUCUGACUGCCAUCAAGAUCAGAGGAACCUAUAACAAGCCUGGAGAAGGUUACCUGAUGAACUUCAAACUGGAAACUGCUAAGAUUGGCCGAGAGAAAGGCUCAGCUCCAGCCAACUGGGUAGAAAAGUGUUCUUGCCCUAAAGCUUAUGUUGGGGACUAUUGUGAGGAGUGCGCACCUGGAUUCAAACAUGAGCCUGCUAAUGGUGGACCGUACUCGACUUGUAUACCUUGUGACUGCAAUGGACAUGCUCACAUUUGUGACACUGCUACCGGUUUUUGUAUCUGUAAACACAAUACGACAGGCAGCAACUGCGAGCUCUGUGCUAAGGGUUUCUAUGGUAAUGCCAUUGCUGGAACUCCUGACGACUGCAAGCCCUGCCCUUGCCCUAAGGACAGUGGAUGUAUCCAGCUGAUGGAUGGAAGCAUUGUGUGUACUGAUUGCCCUGAAGGAUAUGCUGGACCAAAAUGCGAAGUCUGUGCUGAUGGUUACUUCGGAGACCCCACUGGGCAAUUUGGACCCCCGAAACAGUGUGAGCUGUGCCAGUGCAAUGGCAAUGUAGACCCCAACGCUGUCGGUAACUGUAAUAGGACAACUGGAGCCUGUCUUAAAUGUAUCUACAAUACUGAUGGCGACCACUGUGACAAGUGCUUGAGUGGUUUCUUCGGAGACGCUCUGGAUCCUAAAAAGAAGGGUGACUGUAAGCCCUGCCAGUGCCACGAAGCUGGUACAGUGGAGAGUGCUGAGGGUCCUCCGCAAUGUGACGGCCUCACUGGAUUGUGUACUUGUCACCCACACGUAAUUGGAAGGAAUUGUGAUAAGUGUGAGGACGGUUACUACAAUAUCAACUCUGGCACCGGUUGUGAGCCCUGCGAGUGUAACCUUGAAGGUUCAUUCAACAGCACCUGUGACCCCUACGACGGACAAUGUUACUGCAAACCGGGUAUUGAUAGUAAACACUGCGAUCGUUGUCGUGCGUACCACUACGGCUUCUCAGCCGAGGGUUGCAGAGACUGCGACUGUGACGAAUGGGGCUCCACCAACUACCAGUGUGACAUGUCCGGACAGUGCUCCUGCCAGGAGAAUGUUGAAGGACGUCGGUGUGACAGAUGUAUGGAAAACAAGAAACGUCGCGCAGAUGGUCAAGGUUGCGAGGACUGUCCUCCUUGCUACAAUCUCGUACUGGAUGCCGUGAACCAACAUAGAAGGGAGUUGAAGGAACUUGAUGAUAUCCUAGCGAAGAUAUCCAAGUCUCCAACUGUAGUUGAGAAUGCUGACUUCGACAACGAGCUGCAACAAGUAAGGGGUGACAUUGAGCGUCUGGUGCAGGAUGCUCAGGCAGAGUUGGGCAAUGGACCUGGAGCUAGCCUCACCAAUAACCUCGCUGAACUGGCUGACAGACUCGCCGACGUCAGGAACAUGCUGUUCAAAAUUGAAGACGAGAGCUAUGACGGUAAAGAAGCAGUUGAGAAGAGCAAGGGUAACGUGUCUAAAGCAGAAGAUACUAUUGAAGCUGCACAGAAAGAAAUCAAUAGUGCAUUGGAGUACAUGGACGGCGAAGGAGCUGCUGCUUUAUCGAAGGCUCGCAAUAGAUCAGACCAAUUUGGCAAACAAUCAGUCGAUAUGUCAGCUCUGGCCAAAGAAUCCAGGCUUCUGGCAGAAAAACUUGAGAAUGAAGCGAAAAACAUUAGAGAAAUAGCUGACAAAGCAUUCAACACUUCUAUUGCCGCUAAUAAGAUUGCUAAGGAUGGAAUUACAAAGCAGGCCAAUAUUAGUAACGAGGUACAAAUCCUGACAAAUGAGCUGAAUGCAGCGUCAGGAAAAUUGAACAGUAUGACUGAAUUAGCUGACCAAGCACUCAAGAGAGCAAAGGAUGUGUACGAUGAAGCUCUGGGGUUGUACGCCGAGGUGAACACGACACUGCUACCAGAUAUCAAACUCAGUAAACUGAAGGAAACAGCCAGGGAAAUGAACAAGACGAUCGAUGAGAAAUCGGCUGAAUUGGAACGUUUGGUGGCUGACAAUGAAAACACGUUGGAGCAGCUAGAGAAUGCCAUAAAACAAGGUCGUGGUCUCUUAGACCAGGGUCAUGAUAGACAGGACGAGCUGAACGACCUUCUGGGGAAACUCGAUGAGCUGCAGGAACAGGCCAGAAAUGACGUGGAACUCACCAAUCAGACGCUCAAGGAUGCUAAUGAAAUCUACAAAACUUUGAAAGAAUUCAGUGACCAAGUGACAGAGUCGCGUCAGUUAGCCGAACAAGCAGCCCUGGACGUGCCUGCGGUGCAAGCGAAGAUAGCUGCUGCAGAUGACAGCAUUAAUAGCAUCACGGAACAACUGUAUACUGCCAGUGACAAGGCGAAGGAGGCACGAGACUUAGCACAGAAGGCGCAGAAGGAAUAUGCUGAUAAGGCGUCAGAUGCGGCCUUUGAAGUUAGGAAGAAAUCCUCAGCAUCUAGGUCUGAAGCGUCUAAACUCAGAUUUGAAGCUGAGAAACUAUCCACUCGAGUACAAGAAACAGCAACACAGAUUGGAAACUUGGAGAAAGAGGCUGCGGAGAACAUGCAACUUACUAGAGAUGCUAAAAUGAAGGUUGGCCAAGCGAAUACUGAUGCCAGGGAGGCGGAGAAACAAGUGACUAAAGGCCUCGAGGACUUGAAGGUCAUCAUGGAUGAGUUGCAAAACUUGCCCACAUUAGACGACCAGGCACUUAACCGACUUCAGGAGAGCUUAGACAAGGCAGAGAGUGACCUCAUAGCGGUUGAUUUGGAUGGCAAGAUUAAGAGCCUGACUGAAGCCAAGAAUAACCACCAAAGGUGGAUGAAACAAUACGAGGAUGAGCACAGCCAUCUUCGUCUUGAGGUAGACAAUAUCAAGGAGAUUCUAGACCAGCUGCCAGAGGGCUGUUUCAAGAGGAUCGUCUUAGAACCCACUGAAGGACCCAGUAGAGUUGCCAGCUUUAGAUAA
Messenger RNA from Spodoptera littoralis (African cotton leafworm), 4914 nucleotides. The record is from the annotation of a GenBank genome assembly. Lineage: Eukaryota; Metazoa; Arthropoda; Insecta; Lepidoptera; Noctuidae.